Messenger RNA from Thrips palmi, 4162 nucleotides. Its product is annotated as ribosomal protein S6 kinase 2 beta-like. The transcript is spliced from 18 exons. Gene Ontology annotation, biological process: protein phosphorylation; intracellular signal transduction. Bases 247 to 2658 code for a protein of 803 amino acids. The record is from RefSeq and is a predicted model, not a curated record. Lineage: Eukaryota; Metazoa; Arthropoda; Insecta; Thysanoptera; Thripidae. Gene Ontology annotation, molecular function: ribosomal protein S6 kinase activity; ATP binding; magnesium ion binding.
CGGUGGCAAGAGUGGCACUCUGCUAGAGUGAGAGAGCUCCGUGCAGGCACCUUUCUUGUGUGCGAGACAGAGAGAAAGGACAAGAAAAGGUGUGAGUGGGGGUAAAUUUGGAGGAAGGGUUCGAAUCUCGCCAUAUUGGUGGUAACUGUGUGAGCGGACGGACGUGAGAAAAGCGUAAAAUUUGUGAUUUUAAAAACGAGUGUGGAUUAUGCCGCUUGCUGGGUCUGGCCAAGACCCCGUUGACCCAUGGAAGCGACUGGAUCCUGGGGCCUUGCAGGUCAAAGAAGAAAUCGAGCCCAUGGCGUAUCCAAGUCUAUAUCUGGCCUAAGGAUUGAUUCUUCUGCUAGCACUGAGGAAAUGGUGCUGGAUGAAAGCAUUGAGCACGUGAACCGCGGCGUCAAGGCUGACGUCCACGGCCUGGGACACGGCCUCGGACACAACCUCGGACACGGCCUCGGGCACGGCCUUGGACAUGACCUCGGGCACGACCUCGGCCAUGGCGACGCCGCCGUGGACGCGGUGGACGCGGUGGACGGGCACGCCAUCGACAUGCACUCCCGGCCGGGGUCCGAGACCCACGAGAUCGAGCUCGGCGAGGUGGUCAAGGAGGGCCACGACAAGGCCGACCCGUCGCAGUUCGAGCUGCUCAAGGUGCUCGGCCAGGGGUCGUUCGGCAAGGUGUUCCUGGUCCGGAAGGUGGUCGGGAAGGACGCAGGCACCCUCUACGCCAUGAAAGUAUUAAAGAAGGCAACUUUGAAAAUUCGAGAUCGAGUCAGAACAAAAAUGGAACGUAACAUACUUGUCGAUGUUAGACAUCCAUUUAUUGUCAGACUUCACUAUGCCUUCCAAACUGAAGGAAAGCUUUAUUUAAUAUUGGACUUCUUAAGAGGUGGAGACUUGUUCACAAGAUUGUCAAAAGAAGUCAUGUUUACUGAAGAAGAUGUCAAGUUUUAUCUGGCUGAGCUAGCGCUGGCGCUAGACCACAUUCACAGCCUUGGUAUCAUAUAUCGUGAUCUUAAACCAGAAAACAUUCUCUUAGAUUCCGAGGGACAUAUUUCUUUAACAGAUUUUGGGCUCAGCAAGCAACCGUUAGACGAUCAGAAAGCAUACUCCUUCUGUGGAACUGUUGAGUAUAUGGCCCCAGAGGUUGUAAAUCGGAAAGGACAUUCCUUUGCUGCUGAUUGGUGGUCAUUUGGUGUGGUCAUGUUUGAAAUGCUGACUGGAGCACUACCUUUCCAAGGCCCCAACAGAAAAGAAACUAUGAAUCUAAUCUUAAAAGCAAAACUAGGAAUGCCUCAAUUUUUAUCAGAUGAGGCACAGUCAUUAUUACGGGUACUGUUCAAAAGAAAUCCAGCCAACAGACUGGGUGCAGGACCUGAUGGAAUUUGUGAAAUGAAGUCACAUUCCUUUUUUGCCACUAUUGAUUGGGACAAACUUGCUAGAAAAGAAAUACUACCCCCUUUCAAACCUGCAGUUUGUAGAGCAGAAGAUGCACGAUACUUUGACAGUGAAUUCACUUCCAAAACACCUAAAGAUUCUCCUGGUCUCCCUCCCAGUGCAACAGCUCAUGAACUGUUCCGUGGGUUCAGUUUUGUAGCCCCAUGUCUACUAGAUGAGCAGGGAAUUCCAACAGACAGACCAAUGGAAUCAAUAUCAAAACAAUUAAUGUAUGUAAAAAGAAGUUCAGUCACAGACGAAUAUGAACUUCGAGAAGAAAUUGGCAGAGGUAGUUUUUCUAUUUGUCGUCUCUGUGUUCAUAGAACAUCUCGACUAGAAUAUGCAGUUAAGGUAAUAGAUAAGUCAAAAAGAGAUUGCCAAGAAGAAGUAGAAAUUUUAUUGAGAUAUGGUCAACACCCUAAUAUUAUAACUUUAAGAGAUGUCUAUGAAGAUGAACGUUCAGUCUACUUAGUGAUGGAACUCAUGCGUGGAGGUGAACUUGUGGAACGCAUAGUCGGACUUAAAAUAUUCUCCGAGCGAGAGGCGGCUGCAGUGUUGAAUACCCUUGUCGGUGCCAUCCAGUACCUGCAUCAGAAUGGGGUGGUGCAUCGGGACUUGAAGCCCUCCAACAUUCUGUACGAGUCGGAGAGCAUGCAGCCCGAGUCGCUGCGCAUCAUCGACUUCGGCUUCGCCAAGCAGCUGCGCGCCGAGAACGGGCUGCUCAUGACGCCGUGCUACACGGCCAACUUCGUGGCGCCCGAGGUGCUCAAGCGGCAGGGCUACGACGAGGCCUGCGACAUCUGGUCCCUGGGGGUCAUCCUCUUCAUCCUGCUGGCCGGACACGCGCCGUUCGCGAGCGCCCCCAGCGACCCCCCGAGCGCCAUACUCCGCAGGGUGAGCGAGGACCUGGACAUGGACCACGGCAACUGGCUCGCCGUAUCGGACUCGGCCAAGGACCUGGUCCGCUCGAUGCUCCACGUGGACCCCAACCGGAGGCCGACGGCGGAGCAGGUGCUGAACCACCCCUGGCUGCAGCAGCGCAACCUGCUGCCGCACGCGCGCCUCAACAUGCAGGAGGCCUCGGACAUCAAGGGCUCCGUGGCCGCCACGUACAAGGCCAUCAGCCAGUCGCCGCGCGCCCCCAACCUGGGCCCCGUCGUCAUGUCGGACCUGGCGCGCCGCCGCCGGAAGUCGCGCCCCAAGUCGUCCACCGAUGUCUGAGCUGAGGGGCCGGACCGUCCGGCCGGAGCGUCGACGGCGGCCUCUGGUCCUGGCCCGCGUCCCCGCCAUGGAGGUGCCUCGCACCGUGGUCGGGGAGGUCCGCGUGAUUUCGGCCGCGGGCGGUGGCACCUUACCCCUUCCACCCCUCUGCCCCGGUUUCGAGCGACCGCGGCCACAACAUGAAUGUAACAAACUAGAACUCGAACUCGAGCACACAAGUGUCGUUCUUUCGUUUAUAAAAAAAAGUUAUGAAUAAUGAAUGUGAUAUUGGUGUGUGUGUGUGGGUGUGAGCCGGAAUGCAUGGUUCCCUUUGGUUAUUCUUUACCAUGUUGUUGCACUUAUUACUUCUUCACCCAUCUCGCUUUUUUCCGUUGUCUUGAUGUUGUUCUCUGCCUGUUGUUUGCCACUCCGCUUUCGGAGAUGUCGUGUUGUUGAAGAUUGAUUGUUUUGUGAUGGCGUUGGGUUCCUCAUGUCAAUUUGUGAGUUUGGCAACUAGUUUUGGAUAUCCUAUUUUUUGUACAUUCGUAUUUCUACGAGGCUUUGCGUGUUCUUCCUCUUAAGCGCGCACCUAUCGACUCUAGCCUGCCAACAGUGUGCCCAAUGCAGCACUGUUUCUGCUUCUCCGAGAGAGGAACUGUGCUCUUGGCGUGCAACACUACCUGUGGCUUUUCCUCUUGUUCUUUAAGAAUCAAGUAUUUCUGGCGUAUUUUUAUCAUCUAGCUUUGUGUAUUCGCGGUCUGUUAAUUCUUGUAACAUUCCCUGACAUUCCUUUACCAUGUUAAUUUGUAGCACACUUUUAUCAUGUCUCAAUAAACUUGAAGCAUUUUUGUACCUGAGGACAAAGUAUAUGGAAAGCAGAAAACAGCUGCUGUUUAAGUUUUCUGUUUUAUGGUAUUUUCUGUGAUUAUUUAUUGGUUAGCCCCAUGGAGUUAAUUCUGUAAAGCCCUGUGCAUUAGGCUGUAAGUUCCUGGAUUGUAAUUUCAUCUAUGAGAAAUAUUUAUUCCUGUUAGUAGUGAGGUGUUUUCAAGUAAGUCAUUAUCAUUUACUUCUUUGUUAAUAAUAAUGUGAUAAUAUGUCUGCAUAUGUGUAAAGAGACUUGUCUUUUUAGAAGACUCAUCUCUGCGCUGAGUGUUAAGGAAACAAUUCUUCCAUAGCCGUGUAGUAAUUUGACUGUUAGAUCAACAUAUUUGGACUAGUGUUUUCCGCUUUACUUGUAUUGUGCUGGAGCAAAGUUCUGCAAUUUAAUAUAGUUUCUUUUCCAUCUUGAAUCCAUUGUUGAAUUUCUGCACCUCUACUACUGUGCAGCAUCUUUUCCCCAGUCUUUUAAAAGUCUUUCUCGUGUGUGGCAUUAAGUCUAUAUCUUUCUGUUAAGAGUGCAAAGGAGCAUAUAUUAAAUAUGUGCAUGUAAUGUAGCUGUUGUAUUUUUCCCCCUUUUUUACUUAUUGUGUCCGUUAUCAGUCAAUUUGUUAUGAUUUUAAUAAAAUAUAACAUAAUUAUUCCCGUA